GUGAAUAGCAUUAGCCGUCAUGCAAUAGGGCCAAUUGUCAUCGGCAGACGCGUGAAUGUAUUGAAACAGAAGUUCCAUCCAAUGAUUCACAAGAAAUAUUGAAGUCUAAUUUUGAUUACUUUGAAAUCUGCGGAUGAGCACCAUAUUCUUUGAAAUUCAAAGUAAAUCUGGCAACUGGAGUCUAAACAUAGAAGAGUCAAGUAAAUCGUGUAUUUACAUCAUUUCAUUAACAGUUUUUGUCAAGUUUUGAGUUUUAUCUUGUCAUCAGCAUUCAUUCAAUCAUGGAUGAUAAAAAGAUGAACAAGAAAGAAAGCUCCGUCAAAGUGGCCGUCCGCGUUCGCCCACUAAACGAAAGAGAGAUGAAUUCUGACGUUAUCAUCAGUAUGACAGGCAAUCAAACAAGUAUUCAGACAGACCAGCACAAACCAUUGGAUAACAGUCACAUUCCAAUAAACAACAAGCCUUCGCAAAGAAAAUUUGUGUACGAUUACUCAUACUGGUCUGUGAAUGAAACUGAUCCUCAUUUCGUGUCGCAAGAACAGGUCUUCAAUGAUCUUGGCACUAAAGUUCUUGAUGCGGCAUUUGAAGGCUAUAACGCAUGCGUAUUUGCGUAUGGUCAAACAGGAGCAGGAAAGACUUACACAAUGAUGGGAACACAGAGCGAUCCCGGACUAAUUCCAAGAAUAUGCGAGGGUUUAUACAAACAUGCUUCAGCAAACGCCAACAACCAUGAGUCAUUCAGGAUUGAAGUGAGUUAUUUAGAGAUCUACAAUGAACAAGUGCUGGAUUUACUUCGAUCUGAAACUCAAAGCAAACGAAGUACGUCAGCACAAAAACUGCGCGUGCGCGAACAUCCAAAGGAAGGACCGUAUGUUCAAGGUCUUAUGAAACAGAAUGCUCCAGAUUACGCGACAAUCGAGAGUAUUUUAAAACAAGGAAACCAGAUGAGAAAAACGGAAGCGACAAAGAUGAACGAACACAGCAGUAGAUCUCAUGCUAUCGUUACCAUCACAUACACUCAAGCAAAGUUUAUUACAGGAUUACCAAGUGAACUAACGAGCAAAAUCAAUUUAGUAGAUUUGGCAGGAAGUGAACGAGCAUCGAAAAGCGGAGCAACAGGUGAAAGGCUGCGAGAAGGAGGAAAUAUAAACAAAUCUCUGACGACUCUUGGAAGUGUAAUCUCCGCGCUAUCAGAGACGUCCAGUCGCGACGGUGAAAUUGUAAAGAAACCUCAUGUUCCGUACCGCAACUCAAUACUGACUUGGUUAUUGAAGGACAGUCUGGGUGGAAACUCAAAGACAAUUAUGAUAGCUGCCAUCGCCCCGACAGAUCUUCACUAUGGCGAGACAUUGAGUACACUGAGGUUCGCAGUCAGGGCAAAGAAAAUUGUCAACGCUCCAACAAUCAACGAGGAUCCGAAUGUGAAAUUGAUUCGUGAACUUAAGGCAGAAAUUGAAAGAUUAAAAUCAAUUGUGAAUACAGACCAGAGUCAGUUUGAGAACAGUAUGAAAGAUGAAACAGUGAAUGAAGCUCAAAAACUACUUAAAGGAACCGAGAGCAAAAUGGAGCAACAUUUGAGGGAAUGGGCCGACAAAUGGCGAGAUACGAUGCUAAUAAUGGAGGAAAAUGAUCUUGGACUCCAUAAAUAUCGUUCGGCGUUGCGAAUAAAUAUGGACCCACCACAUCUUGUCGUCCUGGACGAUGACGUCCUCAACACUAGCAUCACCAUAUUUAGUUUAAAGAAAGGAGAAAACUCCAUUGGAAGCAUGGAGAUCGAAGAUGAAUUGCACUUAGUUUUUGACGAAGAAGAACAAGAAAAGAGACAUUGCAUUCUUACAUUUGACAUGAAAACAGUGAUCUUGAUACCUCUGGAUGGCGAGUGUCAGAUAAACAAUAAAACAGUUACUGAAGAUACGAAGCUAUCACAAGGUGAUAUUAUAAUGUUUGAUCAAACAUUUCGUCUGAAGUUCAACAAUCCACAAGAAGCUUUUUUUCUCAGAAAGAAAAGAAAAACCCAUCGUUCCAUGGAGAGAUCGCUGCAUAAGUCGCCUUCGCCAGAUAAGUUAGUAGAGUUCUUUGAGCAACCGUUAUCACCAGAAUCAGGAGUUGAAAGUGAGCAAAGUACAGACGAUGGCAAUGACGAAAAUGAUCCGGAAGAGUUAAAGUUUGUUGAGCUCUCUUUGGCGUUGCGCAUUGAAGAACUGUUGGCCAAAUAUAAACAAUCAGAGAUUGAGAGAAUGAAAGUGAUGGAAAAGAGCAAACGGGAAUUGGAAGAAAAAGAUAAAGAGAUCGAAGAUCAAACGAUGAAGAUUUUACAGAAAAAGGAACAACAUGAGGUUGUUCUACAAAAGCACCAGGAAGAUCUACAGGAACUCAGAGAACAACUUUCUCAAGAAAAGAAAAAUUCGAGAAACGAACUCAUUCAACAAAUUGAAAAUAUUUUCAUUCGAAUGAAAAAUGGAAACAGCGAGCAAGGUAAAAACUCGACUGAAGAAGAUGAACAACGAAAAAAGCUAUUCAGAAAAAAACUAAAACGAGAAUGGUCGAGAAUUGAUCAAUGUGAGAUGAAACUUAUCGAAAUUGAAGCUGAAAAAAGAAGAAUAAUACAGGAUGCCAACGAGAAGUUGAAAGAGGAAAGAGUUAAAAAGAAAGCUGAACGAGAAAGGAGACGCCAUAAACUUGAAACGAAAAUACAAUGUUUACAGGAAACCUUAGAUAAUCUUUUGAAGAAAAGCGAAACGGUGAAAAAAGAUUUCGAGAACGUUGAGGAACAAGCAACAAAAUUAACCGAACAAAUCGAAGAAAAUAACGAUUCAUAUUGGAAAAAGUGUGUGAAACUAGAAUGGCUGCAAUAUCAACUUUGCACAGAUCAAGUUGAUAAUGAUGACGAUAUUUCUGAAAUUAUGUUGAAAAUAAAAACAUUAGUUCGCAAUAUGGAGAUGUUUGAAAAUCAAAUUACAACAAGACAAGAAAAAAUUUCACUUUGUGAAAAGGAGCUGGAGGAACGACAGGAAGUCUUGAAAGAAAUUGAUUCAGAAAUAAAAGAAAACUCGGCGGCCAUGGCUGCUGCAAAGGAGGCUUUGGUCGCUUCGGAUGAGUGCCCAGAUGAAGAGAACGACGAUAAUAACAUAAUAAUUUUAGAACGAGAUACGGAUCUUGUAAAGAUAGAAAAAGAAGGAGAGCUGUUAGUAAGUGCACAUUUAGAGCACCAACGUGUCGUAGAAGCGAUCGUGAGCGACAAUUUUGAUUCUAGUGAUGACGAAGAUGCGGAGAUAAAGAAUGUCAAAGCACAAGUGUUCGAACUGGUGCGCAGUGUGUCUCCAGGUGUUGAAGAAGGUACGCUUCAAUCGCAGAUCGCCAGUAAAAAGCUCGAGGUUCAUUAUCAGCAAACAGAAGUGCGUCGAUGUGAGGAGGAAAGAAAAACAUUAAAUAAGCACGAAGAAGAUUAUCACCAAUUAAAUCAAGCCGUGAAUAAACAAAGAGAAGACGAGCAAAUGCACUUGAAAGAGAAGAUUAAUCACUUACGCAAGUUGACGGAAAGCGGGGAGACCUUUACGUAUUACGAAUGUGAAUCUAACAGUUUGCUAAGCGCUCAGCAACGUUUACUGGAAAUGGACGACAAGUUAGCUUUGAAAACACACCAGAAAAAAAAGAUGGAUGCAAGAUUUGAGAAUUUGCGUGCGUUGAUGGAACAGCAGGAUGAGUUUAACCAAGCCAAAUUUCGUGAUAAAAUGGAUGAAUUGGACAAACGAGGAAGACAACUUGAUCGAGAGAUUCGAGGCAUUAGGAAAAUGAUAGAAACAGAAGCUGAAGAGUAUUUGAAACGACUGAAGACGGAGGACUUUGCUAUUCUCGAACCAUUAGGAAAUUCAGUCUAUGCAAAAAUUGCAAGCGAUGCUAUGCUUAAUAUUCUUGAAGAAAUUAAACUGGCCUCUCAUCAUCCAAAGUUUGCAAUCAAUCGUGUAGAGACGGCGAAACUGGACUGCGGAGGAUGGAGAUAUGAAACCAACGAGAGAGAUGUGCACGUGCUACGGAAAGAGGAUGUGCCGUGCGGUGUUUACAGUUUUCUUGGUCGUGGUAUCAUUCGAGCGACACCACGUACAGUACUUCAAACUGUUGCAACACCGCCGUCCAGAUUUGUCUAUGAUCGCAUGCUUAAGAAUAUCCGCAUUGUGGACAAGAUUUCAGAUAAUUUGGCCAUAAUUUAUAUGAUGCACGAAACACAAAGGUGUCUUUUAAAAACUUCAAGAGAUUUUUGUCUUGUCGCAAUGGACGGAGAAAAGGACGGGAAGUUUGUCCUUGCUUCACAAUCUGUCGAUCAUCCAAGUUGUCCUGAAGUAAAAGGAGUUAAAAGAGGAAAGAUAUUGUCCAGUGGUUGGGUGAUCGAACAAAUUACAAUCAACGGACGAUCAUGCUCGCUAGUUUGGUACAUGACACAGGUUUAUCUCGGAGGAUCACUGCCAUCCACAGUUGUUAAUCUGAUUUCAAAACGCCAACCGCUGAGCAUUUCCUAUCUAAGAGAAUACCUGGUCGCAAAUUAAAUGUUAUUGUUGAAUGAAUUGCACUCAUAAAAGACAUUAAUGUAUUUAUAUUUAACUAUUGGGAAAAUGGAUAUAUAUUAAAUAACAUGGAGCAUA
Messenger RNA from Xenia sp. Carnegie-2017, 4637 nucleotides. RefSeq names its product stAR-related lipid transfer protein 9-like. Gene Ontology annotation, biological process: microtubule-based movement. The record is from RefSeq and is a predicted model, not a curated record. Bases 282 to 4541 code for a protein of 1419 amino acids. The transcript has 28 exons. Gene Ontology annotation, molecular function: ATP binding; lipid binding; microtubule motor activity. Lineage: Eukaryota; Metazoa; Cnidaria; Anthozoa; Malacalcyonacea; Xeniidae.